AGUUCAUUCAACAGGAGUCGAGUCAAAAUCGUCUUUUGUUAUUGAGUCAAUCUCAUUCUCAUGCUAAUAAAACCCAGUACUUUCUUUGCCCAAAGAGGCUGCAUUUCUUCAUUUAUCAACAAGUCAAUCCUUUGUUAUACAACUUUAACUCCCCACAUUGUUCCAAACUAUCAUCAUCUUAGACAACAUGACUCUUCCAAAAGGCAGAACACUGAUCAAUCAAUUGCACAAAAGAAUUCCCAAAUCACCAAAUUCGGAAGAUGUGGUUCCACCCACGAAGCAGAAAUGGUAUUCAAUGGUAUGCCUGUUAAAAAUAUCAUUACUUGGACAGCUUUGCUAACGGUAUAUGCAGAUAAUGGGCAGCUUUUGAAUGCACGGAAGGUGUUCGAUGAAAUGCCGCAACGAAAUAUUGCAUCUUGGAAUGCGAUGAUCACUGGUUAUGUGAGGAAUGGUGUGGGAGUUAGUGAAGCUUGUGAGUUGUUUAAUAGGAUGCCGGACCGAAAUGCAGUGUCUUAUGCUGCCAUGAUAACUGGUUUCGUUCGUGCUUUUAUGUUCGAGGAGGCGGAGAGAUUGUACAAUGAUAUGCCUAGAACUUGGCGUGACCCUGUUUGUUCUAAUGCUUUGAUUUGUGGGUAUUUAAAGGCAGGUGAAUUGAAUGAAGCUUUUCGGGUUUUUUCGGGGAUGGUGGAAAAAGAUGUUGUUUCUUGGACGUCAAUGGUAGAUGGGUAUUCUAAAAAAGGAUGUAUAGAGGAUGCUAGAGAACUGUUCAAUAUGAUGCCUGUGAAGAAUGUAGUUUCUUGGACAGCAAUGAUUAGAGGGUAUAUGAGGGAUGGAAAUUUCAAAGAUGGGUUUCUUCUGUUUUUGUCUAUGAGAAGGGAUGAGAUUGUGAGGGUUAACCCUAUGACUUUAACCACAGUUAUUGAAGCUUGUACUAACAAUGACCGAUAUGAAGAAGCUUGUCAAUCCCACGGUUUAGGUUUCCGUAUGGGAUUUGAGUGUGAUCUAAUAUUAUGCAAUGCUCUCAUCAAUAUGUAUGGUAAAAUUGGCUGUCUAGAAACUGCCAUUAAGCUGUUCAAUCAUAUGAGCAAGAAAGAUAUAGUUUCUUGGAAUUCCAUGAUUUCAUCCUAUGUUCAUGCUAAUCAGGUUGACGAAGCUUAUAGUCUUUUUCAAAAUAUGCCAAGAAGGGACAUUUUUUCUUGGACAACAAUGAUUGGAGGGUUUUGUGGAAAAGGUGAUAUGGCAAAAUCAAUCCAUUUAUUCGACAUGAUGGCAUGUAAGGAUGAUGUUGCUUGGACUGCUGUUAUUUCAGGAUUGGUUAACAGUGAGAGACCUACUGAAGCUAUUUAUUGGUACCUUAGGAUGACUCGAGGAUCCUUCAGACCAAAUGUCCUUACUAUGAGCAGUGUGAUCAGUGCUGCUGCUGGUUUAGCUAAUUUAAUCAUUGGCUUGCAACUUCAUGCUUGUGUUGUGAAGAUGGAAAUGGAGCUUGAUUUGUCGAUUCAAAAUUCCUUGGUGACAAUGUACUCGAAAUGUGGAAAUGUUUCUGAUGCAUAUCAUGUCUUCAUGAAGAUUGCUUCACCAAAUGUCAUUUCAUUUAAUUCGAUGAUCACAGGCUAUGCUUUUCAUGGUCUUGGGGAAGAAUCACUUCGGUUAUUUGAACAAAUGGAGAAAAAGGGGCUGGAACCAAAUGAAAUUACCUUCCUUGGUGUUCUUUCUGCCUGCACGCACUUGGGAUUAGUUCAAAAAGGACAAGAGUAUUUCAAAUUGAUGAAAUCAGCCUAUCAUUUAGAGCCAGGGCCUGAUCACUAUUCAUGCAUGAUUGAUCUUCUUGGUCGAGCAGGAUUACUUGACCAAGCAGUUAAUGUUAUCCAUUCAAUGCCAUUUGAACCUCAUGCUGGAGUUUGGGGAGGGCUUCUGGGUGCAGCACAGUCCCACUUGCAUAUUGAUGUUGCAAAGCUUGCAGCUAAAGAAAUUUUGAGACUGGAACCAACUAACACAACCCCACAUGUGGUCUUGUCGAAAAUAUUUUCAAUUUUAGGAGAAAAGGAGACGGAAGAGGUUAGACAGAUGCAAAAAUUAAAGGGUAAAACUCCAGGCUGUAGUUGGGUGUUGGUGACAGAAAAUAGUAAUUAGUUUGAGUUGGAGAUGAAUCAUGAAUGUGAUGUACUGGGGGGCAGAUAUCUCAGAUAUGUUUGGUCUGUGGGUUUCAUCAGGAUUGAUCAUUAUAGAUUUAUGAUAGGAAGAUGAACUUGAAUAGUCAAGGUGCUUUACUGUAUAUCAGGAGAUUACAUGGAUUGGUCACAUUUCAUAUCAAAGCUUAUUUGCUGAUCUAGUUUCCUUGCUGAGAGGAGACAAACUGAAAUGGAAAAAGUGCACAGAUUAAAGGCAUGGUCUUCGACAAGUCCCAAGUACAAAUUCUGUGGCUGGUGUAUUUCUCUAAGGAGUGAUAUUUUUGAGAUGUAAGAGAUACAGAAUGGUAGACCAGAUUCCAGAAGUGAAAGUGCGUCUAAGAAAGAGAUGUUGGACAGAUUUUCAGGUUGCUGCUGGCAAAGAACACAAUUCAGAUCCACCUGCAAUCUCCAGGUAGCCAUUCUAUCUUUAUUCCCUUUUUUGCAGUGCAAGCCAGAGAAUAAAGAUAUUCUUAAGUGAAAGCUUUAUUACUAUCGAUCACCCUUUGCCAAACCACCUUCUCAAAGCUUCCUCUCAUAUGUAAAUACAUUGAGAAGCAAUCACUCUCUAUAAAAGACUCCCAGCAGGCAGCUUCAGACACAUAUACUCUAUACAAGCCCAUAUAUUCUUCAAAAUCCAUGUUGCAGAUCGAGGAAUCUUAUUCUUGGAAAAAACAUCUGCAUUUUGUGUAUAUUAGGCUUGUACCCAUGUCACUCAGAGCUUAUCCUUUUUUACAGCAAGGCCUGAGAAGCUUAGUAAGUGCAGCAUUAUUCCAUACGUGUAAGUCUUUAAUGUUCCAUCCACCAGCUUUAUUCAUAGCUUUUCUUUUUGAAUUUCUAAAGAUUAUCCUUCAGGGAAAAACUAUAAUCCCCUUAAUAUGCCCAGAUAAUUUUUAGAUGUACUGCUUUGCUUUUUAACUACCUUAAAAUCCAGCAUUAUUAACCUUGAUGUUUUUGGAAGUUAUAUGAUAGAAUCUUCGCAAAAAUGUAUUCAGCUUCGUAUGGUUUAUACCUGUAAUCUUUCCCUGUUAAAUGUAUUCAGCUUCGUAUGGUUUAUUACUCAUAAUCUUUCCCUGUUAAUUAUGGGACUUUUCAUUACCUGUAAAAAGUCUACUCAUAUGGUUUAUACUGUUAUAUUGGUCAGGAAAUGAGACUUGUGAGAGUCUAAGAAAUUGAUUACAGUUCAAAGCUUCCGAUGUUCAGGGAAUGUUGUGAAAGCCUGAAAGGAUCAUAACCAAGGAGCAUCAUGCUGGUAAUUCAAUAUCUUGAACUCCUAAAAGGUUUUCACUCUGAAAUCUGAAAAUCCAAGUUGUAUUAAUGCUGGUAUUUGUAUUAAGUUGACUGCAGUGGCUUAACAAUUUGAAGAUCAUCUCAAUGGUAUACAAUGUUCAGCACCCCUUUAUUCAAUAAAGCUCUUCCCUCUUUCUAUGAUAGUUUUUCCCUCUUUUGCUUUAUUUUUCAAAAAACAAAACUAUUUUUUUUUUUCUUUUUAUUCAAAAAAAUAAAAAAAAAAUAAAGAAAAAAUAAUCAACCCCAAGCUAGCGUACUAUAUUAGCCUUUCUGAAAAUUUGCUACAUUUUAUUUUUCGCGGUUUAUAACACACAUUCACUAAAAAUUCUAAGGUGAUCAUUUAAGUGAUUUUCUCAAAUUACCUGUAUAUUUUUACAAACAAUCCUUUUAAUGAUUUUCUUUCAAAUUAAAGACAAUCUUAUAAAGGGGUUUUCUUUUAAAGGAGAUUUUGCAGUGUUUGUGGUGCCAUGUCACUCAUUUUGAUCACCUUAAAAGUGUCUUGCACGCAUACUUAAUUUUAUAAAUCUUAUCUUCAAUUAUCUAUUUUUUAAAUUACUGAAAGGCAAGUAUGUAUUUUGAAAUAACAUUAAAUCAAAUCUAAGAAUCUACAGUUUAUUGCAACAUUUUCAAAGUACUAAAGAACAAAGAAAGUAUAUAUCACACUAUUUACAUGUGUACAAUGGUUGAACCAAAAAUAUAUAAAAGUAUGAUGGUACAAAAUUGUAAAACCAAGGAUUCGACUUCUAGUGCUUCUAAUAACAGAUUGUAAGCUUGAAACAUAGACAAAAACAUCACAGUAUUUUUGAGCAUGCAUCAAACCAAAUCAAACCCAACCUGUGAUAUUAUUUCAUACCAGUUUCGAAGGAAGAUUAUCAGGCUCGCGGUCAAGCAAUGGAUUGAAUCUUUGUGAUUACCACGAGUGUGGGAGGUGUUUAUAGCGUCCUGUACCUUCUACUUCCUGCCUAUAGCUGUUUCGUCGCUUUGGGAUCCAAAAUGCCUUCGUUGACAAGAGCAAAACUACGCCGUGCAUUAUAAUCAUCAUCAGCAGUAGCAAUGUUCCAUUCAAGAGAUUUGAAGCUCUUUUCUUUUUUAUCUUUCUUCUUUUUCUUGCCAUAGACGCAGUCGUUACAUAGAAACAUCAAGCCGAAGAUCGCUGCUCCGCAGCCAAUAAGAUCUAUUAGGCAGUUCAUCUUCCUUUUUCUUGAUAAACAAAACUUUGGUACUGUAUGAUAAAAUGCAGAAGUUAGAAAUGAAACUUCAGCUAGUUUAAAGUCAUAGAAUAAUUUUGUUGCAAAUUUUGAUAAAUAAUCUUUGCUAUAAUAAUAUGGAAAAGGCGGUUUGAAUUAGUUUAAGCCAAACUGGUUCAUGAAUAUGAUGGGAAUAUUAAUUUGACUUAUUACGUUGCUUUGUGUAAUAAUUAUCUGAAAUGCCUUUGACUAGUUCUGAUCUAGGUAAGAUAAGGAUUAACAAUAAAUAAUUAAAAAAAAAAAGUCUAAUCUCUCAUUAACAGGUUUUUAUGACAUGCAUUUUUCUGAAGAUAUGAUAUUAAUAAAUUGUUUUCUUCGUCUCUAUUUUCUACUACGCUUUUAGAAAUGUCUAUACACCCUUAAAAAAAAAGGGAAGAUUAUCUAAAACACUUCUCCACAUCUUUACAACCCAUUUUCAAAGUA
Chenopodium quinoa (quinoa) is the source of this 5128-nucleotide messenger RNA. Its product is annotated as pentatricopeptide repeat-containing protein At1g53600, mitochondrial-like. Bases 61 to 2133 code for a protein of 690 amino acids. Gene Ontology annotation, molecular function: RNA binding; protein binding. The record is from RefSeq and is a predicted model, not a curated record. NCBI's taxonomy places the organism in Eukaryota, Viridiplantae, Streptophyta, Magnoliopsida, Caryophyllales, Amaranthaceae. Gene Ontology annotation, biological process: RNA modification. The transcript is spliced from 3 exons.